Lentinula edodes (shiitake mushroom) is the source of this 432-nucleotide messenger RNA. RefSeq lists its product as uncharacterized. NCBI's taxonomy places the organism in Eukaryota, Fungi, Basidiomycota, Agaricomycetes, Agaricales, Omphalotaceae. The transcript is spliced from 5 exons. The coding region runs from base 1 to 432 and encodes 143 amino acids. The record is from RefSeq and is a predicted model, not a curated record.
AUGCCGAAAGUCGUUUCCAGGUCUGCGGUGUCAUCCUCGACGGAUGCACAGCCAACUGCUUCUUCGGCCGCCGCUCUUCGUGUUUAUUAUUGUAUAUGUGGGGAAUUCAUCCUUGUAAUUGACACCAAUUUGUCCGCUCUACCUCGCCGCCAGUCAGAUAAGUCAACGAUUAUCCGCUGUCGAGACAGUGGCUCUGCGACUGCUCGCGUGUUCAAGCUCAAUGCCACUCCAGUGGAUCCUGUUCUCAUUGAGAGAAACGGUGGUCACGAACGCCAGUAUAGGUUUCUCUGUCCUCGUUGUACAUUACCCAUUGGUUACCAGUCUACUCCUCCUCCUCCAAAAUCAGGUCCUUUCUUGUACAUCCUACCAGGUGCUCUGACUCAGAUGCAGGGUCAAUUACCACAAGGUGCUCUCGAUGAUGAUGAAUCGUAA